AUGGUCUACGGCAUACAAGUGCAGAGCGGAUCUGCCUUGCUGCGUCUGGCUGAUAAGACUUGUCCUAAGUACAACCCUUCAUCUUACCGCUCGCUCGAUGCUAUCCCGCAGGUAGAUCAUCCGCCCGAAGUGAAGAGAAAGCUUAUCGCUGCGAUGCUGGAUAAGCAAAGAGAAAGGCGUUCGUCGAAGAAGAACGAUCACCCAGUUUCCACCGCUGCAUGCGCGGAUUUGCAGCUUGCCGCUGUUCCUUUCGGAGGGUUUAAAGGAGUCAUGGGAGCAAUCGUCGGCCUAGGACUAGAUCCUGCUGGGGAACACCUUAUUGCUGUGGGUUUGGGCCGCUACGCCUACGUAUUCAAUGCUAAGUCGCGCAAGCUGUGCGAAAAGGUAUUUCUCAAGCAGAAGCUCACAUGUCUUCUAGCUGGAGCGGGGGAAGCGGCUGGCGGAGUAAGGCGACGCGCAUUAAAAAGGAAGAAAGCAGCAAGCGAGAGUAGCGGCAGCGAAUCGGACGCAAGCAGUUCAGAGCUGGAAAGAGGGAACGACGGAGACAGCGACAGCGACAGUUCAACUGCUUCUUCGUCAAGCACAGGGGCACACAGUAGCCGAAAAGCUGGGCGCCUCGACAGGGAGCAGCAGGCUGACACCUCUGUUCUUCCCCCUAAGCGGAAGGCUGCACCGGAUUGUAAAUUCAAGAAGAAGAAAAAGCGCUCUAUCCAGCCGUAG
Messenger RNA from Eimeria mitis, 720 nucleotides. RefSeq lists its product as uncharacterized. The coding region runs from base 1 to 720 and encodes 239 amino acids. Lineage: Eukaryota; Apicomplexa; Conoidasida; Eucoccidiorida; Eimeriidae. The record is from RefSeq and is a predicted model, not a curated record. The transcript has 3 exons.